Molecule: messenger RNA, 2822 nt
Organism: Monascus purpureus
Lineage: Eukaryota; Fungi; Ascomycota; Eurotiomycetes; Eurotiales; Aspergillaceae
Source: the annotation of a GenBank genome assembly
GAUUAUGACUAUAUGACUAUCUUCUAGCUGCCGUUAUGUCUUCUCCCUAAGAUUCCAAAAAGCAGUUGGGAACACCUGCGAGCCAGGACUUCACCUCACUCCUUCAGACGACUACGACUACGACUACGACUACAACUACAACCACAACUACGACUACAGAAUACUACAUUACUACGGAGUACACUCCCUUUAUCUCUCUGCCUGUGGUCCCUUUGUCGCGUCUUUUGUCUCCUCUCCUUAGUGUUUCCUUGCUUGUAUUAUUAUUUUGCCCGAGAAUCACAGCCGAUUUGAUUUGUCUCUUUGCCCUUCCUGUCUGUCUAUCUAUCACUUUUCCUUCCCUUUCGCCCCUCGCAAACCAGUUGUUUUUUUGAUCAGUAAGAAAUUUCCGCCAUCGCCUCGGAAUGAAGGCCAUCCGGCGCUCUCUCAAGGGGGAGAAAGACCACGCCUCCAGACCCCACCAUAUCUCGGUCACUCCCAAGUCGGCCAUUGCCAUUCUCCCGCCGAAAAAAGUAAGUUUCUUUUCUUUGCUCAUCUCGCGUUCCAUCUCCUUCAUUGGUAUUUAUUAUCAUUAUCCCCUCGUGCCCACCUUCGUUUCGUUACUGCAUCCCCUUUGUCGACCCCCCUCUCUCCUGGAUCCACUAUCCUGGCGUCCCCUGUCUAGCCAACUACUAACCCCUGUCCGAACCACCCCUCGUAGGUCAUCAAAGCCCUCUACGACUACCAACCCGAUCCCGGAGACUUGCACGAGCUCGCCUUCAGCAAGGGCGACUUCUUCCACGUGGUCGCUAGGGAAAACGAUUCGGAUUGGUACGAAGCCUGCAACCCGCUCAUUCCCAGCUGCAGGGGCCUGGUACCUGUGUCCUUCUUCGAGGUCCUCGGCAAGCACGAACGUGGCAGCAGCGGCGGCUCCAUCGAAUUAGGCCACAUCAAAAAGGCCUCCCACGACUCGGGCUUUUCCGACUCCGCAACCAACACUACAAAGCACGCCGCGCAGGCCAGGAUGUCGUCGCUCGGCAAAUCCUCCGGCGCCAUGGUGUACGGCGUCGUCCAGUACGAUUUCAAGGCGGAACGCGCUGAUGAAUUGGAAGCGAAAGCCGGCGAGGCCAUCAUCGUUAUCGCCCAGUCCAACCCGGAAUGGUUCGUCGCAAAGCCCAUCGGUCGCCUCGGUGGCCCCGGCCUCAUUCCCGUGUCGUUCAUCGAGCUCAAGGACAUGCAGACCGGCCAGCCCGUGACGGACCCCCUAGAGGCGGUGCGCCGCGCCGGUGUGCCAAAGGUCGAGGAAUGGAAGAAGAUGACCGCCGAGUACAAGAACAGCAGUAUCAGUUUGGGGAAGAUCGACUCUUCCGCCAGCAGCGGCGUUCAGUCCAUCACGUCCGGCGUCGACAAGAUGUCUGUGCACAGUCGCCAGAGCACAAAUACUCUGUCCGGUGUGAAUGGCUACCACCAGCGUAAUGCCAGCAAGGCAACCGUCACACACUCCAUGCCUCCGCCGUCGCGGAGUGACGCCCAGUACCUUCCGGCGCCCGUUCAGGCCUACAUCCCCCGCUACUGUUUCGACAAUGACAAGUACUGGUAUCUCGUCGAGGCAAAGAUGGAGGAUGGCCGCUGCUGGGAGCUGGCCAGAUACUAUCACGACUUUUAUGAUUUCCAGAUCGCCCUCUUGACCCAAUUCGAGGAGGAAGCCGGCAACAGAGGCAAACCGCGCACCUUGCCCUUUAUGCCCGGGCCCGUGACGCAUGUCACCGACUCCAUCGCCAAUGGCCGGCGAGUGACCUUGGACGAGUACAUCAAGAAGAUCUUGGCCAUGCCUCCUCACAUCUCGCGCUGUCAGUUGGUCCGUGCGCUCUUUGCGCCGCGCCCAGGAGACUUUGAAAUCGACCCGGACAUGUUUGGAGAAGAUGCCCGGUACUCCGCAGGCUCCCAUCACUCUUCCAGCAGUGCUUCUCGCCAGUCAUCGCAGGUGUAUACGAAUGGCCCGGCUGAUCACCAGUCACAUCAGCGAAUGCCACAGUCUGUAUCCCUCACAAAUGGAGGAGUACCUUCGCGGGCCGAUCUGCAGAUGCAGAUGAUGAACCGGCAGCCCAGCUCUCUCACUUCGCUCACCCAGGUGUCUACGACGUCGAGCACCGGGGCGAUGAAGGUCAAGGUGUUUUUCCAGGAUGAUUUGAUCGCCAUCCGCGUUCCAAAUGAUAUCAGCUUCCAGCAACUGCAGGACAAGCUUGUGGACCGACUAAAGAUCAACGAGGACCUCAUCGUGCAGUAUAAGGACGAACACUCUGGCACAUACCUCGACCUUCGCGAUGACCGGGACCUUGACACUGCGGUCCAACGAAAUUCCAAGUUGACUCUACAUGUCAGCUUAGCCUGACAUGGUGCUCAUUACUCUUGAUAUGACACUGAUCUAGCAGGUUUCUUUCUUUCUUCUUUUUUGGUAUUUUAUAUGAUCUUGAUGAAUCUAGUGCGCUGGCGUUACAUGGAUAAUGAUUUUUGGGGGGGCAUCCAAUGCCGGUGGUCCCUUUGAAUGGUUCAUGGAUUGAUGGAUGCUAAGAUCAGAUGUUUUAUGCGAUCAUGCUUUGCUCUUGUGUCUUUUCCUUGCCUUGUUUCAGUAUUGCUGUGAAAAGUUGGUUCUUCUUGUCUUCAUACCCUGAUUGGCGUGUUCUUACAAAAUGUACAUAUGUUUUUCUUCUCUGUGCAUAUACUGUACUUGAUUCCAGUAAGCCUUUUGCUUGUAGUUGGAUUGUUCCUGGAUUCGGCCCGGGCUGUACCUUAGUCAUCCCUCGGGGCCAGAUCUGGGUUCCGAUGAGGCGCCGAAAAGAUCCUCG